Messenger RNA from Pygocentrus nattereri (red-bellied piranha), 1853 nucleotides. Its product is annotated as polymeric immunoglobulin receptor-like. The transcript has 8 exons. Bases 56 to 1537 code for a protein of 493 amino acids. The record is from RefSeq and is a predicted model, not a curated record. NCBI's taxonomy places the organism in Eukaryota, Metazoa, Chordata, Actinopteri, Characiformes, Serrasalmidae.
GAGCUCUGGAGCUCUGAUAUCUGAGUUGGUGUUAGUCUGUGAGCCUGAUCUCAGAAUGAAGAUCCUCCUCAUCUUCACCCUCUUCCUGAUUUCAGUAGGUGGAGGAGAAUCAGAGAGAGUGAUGGGAUAUUCAGGAGGAGUCCUCAUCAAUUGUAGAUAUGAGAGAAGAUACACAUCAAACCCAAAAUACCUCUGUAAGGGUCCGUGGUCAACCUGUGCUGACCAGAUCAAGACAGGAGUUAAAAAUAAGUGGAUAAACAGUGGAAGAUUCUCACUGUUUGACGACACCAGAGCUGCACAGUUCUGGGUGAUGAUCAGGGAGCUCACUGUAGAGGAUUCUGGAACGUACCAGUGUGGAGUUGAUAUAAGUUUGGACUUUGACAUCCUCACACCAGUGGAACUGAAGGUAGAGGAAGAUACAUUCUUUGAGAAGAGCAUCACUGAGUCUGCUGUUGUAGGAGGAAGUGUCAACAUCAGCUGCAAAUACCCACAAUCCCACAGCAGUUACCCCAAGUUUCUCUGUAGGAGAGUGGGCACUGUUAACUGUAGUUAUGAAACAUCAGUUAAAGAGAGCAGAAGAUGGAGAAAUGAGGGGAAACUGUAUCUACAUGAUGAUGGAAAGCAGAUCUUCACUGUGGUCAUCAACCGUCUGACUGAGGGAGACUCUGGUGAAUACUGGUGUGGAGCUGAAUCAGACUGGACAUCUGACCAUGGAUACAAGGUCUAUAUCACCCAGAUCAACCUCACAGUUACUGAACGAAAACAAGCAACAACAGCAUCCUCAUCAAGAAAACCCUCACAAAGCAUGGAAGAAACCACAUUCUCAACACCUAAAACAAUGGGAAGGUCUUUAUUUAAAGCAAAAGCAACAACAGAUCCUCAGAAUUUUCCAUGGUCACCUUCAUGCAUCAGUUCACAGACUACAAACCCAACCACAUCGUCAUCUUCUAAAAGCACAUUAGCUUCCUCUUCUGCUACAGCAUUUCCAGUUUCCUCUGUGAUCACUGGUGUGUCUGUGAUUGUAGUGCUGCUUCUGAUUGGACUCUUGUUCUUAAUACUCACUCUGCGAAGAAGAGGCAAGACUGAAGUGCCAGCUUCAUCCCAAAGCCGCUCCAUCACGGGAUCAUCAAGCAACCACGAGGCCCCUGCUGUCCCUGACUAUGAGGAAAUUAUAGACUUUCCUGUCUCAGAUGCUGGAGUUUCCAUAGUCUACUCUACUGCUCAACUACCUACAAACCCCUCAGAACCUUCUCAGACUGUUGAUGUCCAGUUACCCUCAAGCUGUGAUUUCUCAAAUCCUAUUUAUUCUACUGUUCAGUUACCACCAAACUCUCCUGACCAGGUCAUCUGCUCCACAGCUCAGUUGCCCACGAUUCCGUCCGAUUUCUCAGCAAGUGCCAUCCGGCAUUCAGCUGGAACGUCUGCUGAAGGUCCAACAUACGCAACAGUGAAUUUCAGCAGGAAAGCAAGCAGAUCUACUGAUACAGUUACCAGGGCAACCAUUAACAAGAUUGAUACUGUUAAACAUGAGAGCUGAUGGGGAAAGGGUAGCAUUUCCAUUUGUUCUCAUCUAUUCCCAGCACUCUGGACAUUCUGGACAUUGUUUCAUUCAGGUUGAUUGACAUGUGGCUCUCAACCAGCAACAUUUCACUCAUACGUUAUUUCCUGUUUAACUCAUAGAAGAGAUAAUUCCAUAGUUUAAAAAUUCAGCUUAAUUCAUCCACUGAGACGUGCGAUGUUCUCUCCUGUGCUAAGAUUUACUGUGUUUUUGUAUUGAGUCAGAUGACAUUGCAAUUACAUUAAAUUUAUGAAGAGUUUACUGUAUAAAAUAGAUGUUAUGAGAAUGGUGAUGU